GGUCAUUCAUCAAAUGUCCUCUGGGUAUUCCACAAGCAGCUCUGUGACGUCCGAAGCCCUCGCUCUGGCCUCAGUGUCCACUACCUGUCUCUUAGCAUGACCGAACGCGUGUAUGGGCGUGGCUUGAGUGACGUGUGGGCGUGGCGAGGCGUGGGGGAGGGCGUGUGUAGGCGAGCAGAGGGGUGGGUCGUGCGUUUAUAAGGCUGUGCAGAGAGAGAGACUUCACGAUUCAUUUCCCUGCCACUACCAUCAUGUUGGUCUCCCGCUCAGCCACCACCACCGCCCCAAGCAUCCUUCUGCUGCUGUGUUCUUCACUGGCCUUCAUGCCCCUGGCCGCCGCCGCCCCCGCCCCUGCCCACCACCCCACCUUCAGCCUCCUGCUUCCCAGGGCACCUCUUCAGGAAUCACUACAAGUCAUUCCUUCCGAAGAAUCUUCCUCUGAUGAGGAGAUGGGCGUGGUUCUUGACCCUGUGAUGGCGCGGACUUUCCUACAGUACCUCUCCACGCCCACUACUGACCUCAGCUCUACGGCCACGCUCCCACGACCUGCCCCCCUUGACCUGGCUCGACUCCCUCUCAAGCGUCAAGUCAGACAGAAUAGCGUCAGUAACGAGCGGGUUAUGACUUCAAGAGUCUCUAAACCAAACAGACAAUACCUAACAAAUCCUAGAUAUUUUGUGGAGAGCCUUGGCGGGAAGGUAAGUCUUAUUCUGGGAUCAUCACCGCAUGUAAGUCUUAUUCUGGGAUCAUCACCGCAGGUAAGUCUUAUUCUGGGAUCAUCACCGCAGGUAAGUCUUAUUCUGGGAUCAUCACUACAGAUGCUGGACCUGUGGAUGACUACAUCACAUGCUGGACCUAUGGAUGACUACACCAGAUGCUGGACCUGUGGAUGGCUACACCAGAUGGUGGACCUGUGGAUGGCUACACCAGAUGGUGGACCUGUGGAUGACUACACCAGAUGGUGGACCUGUGAAUGA
Molecule: messenger RNA, 977 nt
Organism: Cherax quadricarinatus
Lineage: Eukaryota; Metazoa; Arthropoda; Malacostraca; Decapoda; Parastacidae
Source: RefSeq, a predicted model, not a curated record